Molecule: messenger RNA, 1100 nt
Organism: Tricharina praecox
Lineage: Eukaryota; Fungi; Ascomycota; Pezizomycetes; Pezizales; Pyronemataceae
Exons: 3
Coding region: 104-901 (265 amino acids)
Molecular function (GO): oxidoreductase activity
Source: RefSeq, a predicted model, not a curated record
CCACAUCCCAAAGCUCUACCUCUCACCACCUUCCUACCGCUCACACACCGCUCACACACACACACACUCUCUCUCUCUCUUCCACACAAAGCCGAAAGCCAUAAUGGACGUAUCAACACUCUUCUCGGUCAAAGACAAGGUCGUCCUUGUCACCGGCGGCGCAAAGGGUAUUGGCUACAUGAUCUCGUCCGGGUACGUAGCCAACGGCGCACGGGUGUACAUCUCAUCCCGUGACGUCAAGUCCUGCGAGAAGGCCGCCGCCGAACUCACCGCCAAAGGUCCCGGUAAAGCAUUCGCGAUCCCGGCGGACCUCCAAAAGCUCGAGCACGUUCAGAACCUAGUGCGCUCGCUCAGCGCGCGCGAGAAGAAGCUCCACGUUCUUGUCAACAACUCCGGCGCGAACUGGGGCGAGUCGUACGAUAGCUACCCCGACGACGCGUGGACGAAGCUGUUGACGCUGAACCUGCAGCGCGUGUUUACGCUGACGCAGCUGUGCACGCCGCUGCUGGAGGCGGCGUCGACCGGCGCCGGGGGCGUCGACCCCGCUAGGGUCAUACACAUCGGGAGUAUCGAUGGCAUUCGCGUGCCGUCGCUCGAGACGUUCGCUUACUCCACUAGUAAGGCUGGGUUGCAUCACUUGAGUAAGGUGCUGUCGGCGCAUUUGGGCCCAAGGGGGAUCACGAGUAAUGUUUUGGCUUGUGGGCCGUUCGAGAGCAAGAUGAUGAAGGUGACGCUCGAGAAGUUUAGAGAUACCAUUGAAGAGGGGGUUCCGUUGAAGAGGAUCGGGACGCCGGAGGAUGUGGCGGGUGCGUGUCUGUUCCUCAGCUCGAGGGCGGGGGCGUAUAUCAAUGGCUCGGUUAUCACGGUCGAUGGGGGGAGUCAUUGUUCUGCUAAGUUGUAAGGAUACCAUGUCUUUACAUGUUACUUGUCUCUUGCAGAAUGAAAAUGAAUGAGCCAGUUAAAACUGGGUAUUGUGGAAUUCGGGGCCGACCCGAUGCGGUCGCCUCAACGUUGAAAUGUUCUCUGUUACUACUUUUGUGUUCGUCUAGUCGGUCGAUCUGGCGUUCAACACACAACACACGAGACAUUAGGCACAAGAC